AUGUCGUCAAAACGGUACGCCUUCGUCCCAAUGGACGAUGAGCCGGCGCCAUCCAAGAGCGACCGGCGCGACAGGGACAGGGACAGGGACCGCGACCGACGAGACAGACGAGACCGCAAACGCGACCGCUCGCAUUCAAGAUCUAGGUCCAAAGAUCACUACAGAGACCGCUCCCGGUCACCUAGCUACAAGAGCCGACGCCGUGACGGUGAUGACUCGCCCCGACGGCGAUCCCGCUCGCCACGCGAUCGUUCAUCGAACACCCAUUCAGCGACAACGACGACAACCACUACGCUCAACAAAGACGACGACCGCGAAGCCAAGCUCGCCGAGCUCCGUCUCAAGUCGCGUCAGCAAUACCUCGCCAAGCGCGAGGCCGAAAAGCUAGCCCUCCUGCGCAAGCAGGUCGCGGAGGAAACAGCCGAGCUGCGGUCCGGCGUGCACCUGACGGAGCGCGAGAAGGCUGAGUUCGCCAAGAAUCGCGAGAUCCUUCGGUUAGCCGAGGAGCGCGCGCGGAUUGAUGAUUAUCAGGAUGGCUACCGCUUGCCGGACCAGUAUGGCGUCGAUAGCAAGAAGAAGGAGCAAGCGCUGUACAAGAGGCAUGUAGAGAGGGACGAGUUCGGGAAUGAGAAGCAUAUUACCGAGUACGAGGAGUGGGAGAGAGAACAGACGCGCGCGGCCAAGGCGCAGAUUAAGAGUCGGGAGCGGGAGGAUCAAGGGGAGUAUGAUUUCUUGCUGGAUGAGGAUGCGAUUACGUUUGUGAGGGACGCGGCCGCGGCGAAAUUUCAGCCGCCGUCGGAUGGGUUGACGCCCGAGCAGAGGCUGCUGAAGCAGAAGAUUGAGGAGGCUGAGCGGGCGCAGAGGACGAUCCAGGAGGUGCGCAAGAGUUUGCCGGUGUACGCCUACCGCGACGCCUUUCUGGAUGCCGUCAAGGAGUACCAGGUCUUGAUCCUAGUCGGUGAGACGGGUUCGGGUAAAACGACACAGAUCCCGCAGUACCUACAUGAAGCAGGCUACACCAAGGGCAACCGCAAGAUUGCCUGUACCCAGCCGCGUCGAGUAGCUGCCAUGAGUGUCGCGGCGCGUGUGGCAGACGAAAUGGGCGUUCGUCUGGGCCACGAAGUUGGUUACUCGAUCCGUUUCGAGGACUGCACGAGCGAGAAGACCAUCCUCAAGUACAUGACGGACGGUAUGCUCCUGAGGGAAAUGGUCACGUCACCCGACCUGGCUGAUUACUCCUGCAUCAUGAUUGACGAGGCGCACGAGCGGACGGUGCAUACCGAUAUCCUCCUGGCCCUGAUCAAAGACUUGACGAGGGCCCGUCCCGAGCUGCGGCUCAUCAUCUCAUCUGCCACGCUCAAUGCCGAAAAGUUCAGCGCCUACUUCGACGACGCGCCCAUCUUCAACGUCCCUGGCCGUGUGCACCCCGUCGAGGUGUACUACACGUCCGCGCCGGAAAGCAAUUACCUCGAGGCCGCGCUGGUCACGGUUUUCCAGAUCCACGCGACCCAGCCCGAAGGCGACAUCCUGGUCUUCCUAACAGGUCAGGAAGAAAUCGAGCGAGCGUGCGAACGAGUGGAAGAAAUCCGUCGGAAACUGGGCAAACGCGUCCCCGAGAUCAUCGCCCUCCCCAUCUACUCCAACAUGCCCUCGGAGAUGCAAGCCAAGAUCUUCGAGCCGACUCCCCCAGGAGCUCGGAAGGUUGUGUUUUCGACCAACAUCGCCGAAACCUCCCUCACCAUCGACGGCAUCGUCUACGUCAUCGACAGCGGCUAUGUCAAGGAAAACACCUUCUCCCCCGUCGGCACAACCGGCCAGUCCACUCUCGCCGUCGUCCCCUGCUCCCGCGCCGCAGCCAACCAGCGCAUGGGUCGUGCCGGUCGUGUCAAGCCCGGCAAGUGCUUCCGUCUGUACACCAAGUACGCCUACCUGAGCGAAAUGGACGAGUCACCCACCCCCGAGAUCCAACGCACUUCUUUGUCCUCCGUCGUCUUGCAGCUCAAGGCCUUGGGUAUAGACGACCUGCUCGGAUUCGACUUCCUCGACCCGCCGCCGACAGAACUAUUGAUCAAGUCGUUGAAUAUGCUCUACGCCCUGGGCGCACUCAACUCCGCCGGUCAGCUGACCCGCGUUGGCAGACAAAUGGGCGAGUUCCCUACGGAACCAAUGCUCGCCAAGGCGUUGAUUGCUGCCACGCAAGAGGGGUGUGUGUCGGAGGUGUUGACCAUCGUGUCCAUGCUGGGCGAGGUUGGGACGCUCUUCUUCCGGCCCAAGGACAAGAAGGUGCACGCUGAUAGUGCCAGGGCGAGAUUCACGGUCCGUGACGGAGGCGAUCAUCUCACGCUGCUGAAUAUAUAUAACCAGUGGGUCGAGGCAGAGUACUCGCCUAUUUGGGCAAGGGAGAACUUCCUCGCCCAACGGUCGCUCACCCGCGCACGGGAUGUGCGUGAUCAGCUUGCCAAGCUGUGUGACCGCAUACUCGACGGGAGCGAGGCGAGCUGUGGAGGUGUGAACAACCCGACUCCCAUUCUCCGCGCCCUAACGGCGGCGUUCUUCCUCAACGCCGCACGCUUAAACAGGGCAGGGGAUGGGUAUCGCACGUUAAAGAACAAUAUCACGGUGUAUGUGCACCCGAGUAGCGUCGUGCGGGGGAUGGAUCCGCCGCCGAAGGUGAUUAUUUACCACGAGUUGGUGGUCACGUCGAAGGAGUAUGUACGGAGUGUGAUUCCCGUCGAACCGAGGUGGUUGAGUGAGUUUGGGGCACAUUAUUAUGAUAAGAAGGAUGUCGAGGUGUUGGAGGCGAAGAAAUUGCCUAGGAGCACCCACGAGUCGAAGCCCAGCAAUAAUCACGACCUUACGACAGAUACAUCGCCGCCUCCAUCAGGCAGAACAGGCCUCUCCCUCUACGCCAACCUCCUCGAAGAGGAAUCCGCAACCAUCUCCCGCGACCCAGUCUCGAACACCUCCAACGCCAGUGACGACGCCUCAGCAAAGAAACCGAUCGACCCCGCCCUGCGCUUCCAACCCAUCCGUCGGCCGCAAAUAAAACAACCUGCCAAACCAAAAGCCCCAGUUUUUGCCAAAGCCGCCGCGGCAGCAGCAACAGCCCAACCAGGCGCAGCAGCCACAGCCGUCCCAGCCCCAGCACAACGCAGCACCCUCGCCGACUGGGCCGCGACAGAAGAAGAUGAGUGGUUGUACGGGACGGGGGAGAAGAGACAGCGUGGCGGGAGGAGGAAAAAGAAGAAGAAGAUGCAGGAAGAAGAAUAUAGGGAGACAGAUUGGGAUGAGUUGUAUGACCCGGCCAGGCCGACGAAUGUGGAGGAGUAUUUGAGGAGUGAGGAACGGGUGAGGGAGGUUAGGGAGUGGAAGGAGGUAUUGUACGCUCAUAGGAGGGGGAGAGAGGAGAGUGAGAGUGAAGGGGAGGGGGGAAGAGUGGGAUUGGGGAAUCAGUUUGCUCCGCCACCAACACUGUAUGCGCCACCUCCGCCGUCACCUCCGAAGCCGUCAGCAUCUAUACCCGACGACGAGACUGGAGAGGAGGCAUACCGUCGACGGUUGGCCAUGUCCGGCCUGGCAAGGCCCCCUCCAUCACCUUCUCCCCCACCUCCGGAGCCAGGAGGAGAAGAGUCUGCCCCUCCUCCUCCUCCGCCUCCUCCGCCUCCUCCGCCUCCAGAAGAGCCCUCAGCUCGACCCCCUCCCCCGCCGCCGACAGCAAGUUCAGCUACUAUAUCUCGUGCUCCAGUACGGUAUACUCAACCCGCCCCCGACACCUCAACUCCCAUGGACCUCGAUUCAGAUCACUCCGACUCCGGCGAAGUCAAUUACGACAACAUCAUCCUGCCCCCCACCGCCCCCGACUCAUCUUCCUCUGCCCCCUUAGGCACCGAAGGCGAAGCGCCCCCAACCAAGCUGCGUGGGAAAGUCUUUGCCCAAAAACUCAUGGAAAAAUAUGGUUGGAAGCGCGGCACCGGUUUGGGAGCCAACAAUUCCGGUAUUACUUCUGCUUUAAGAGUUCAGAUUGAGAAGCGCAAGCGGAAGCCGGAUGCUGAGGGAGGAGGGUGGGCGGAUCCCAAGGGGGGAAGAGGCAGGAUUAUUGCUCCUAAAUCUUACUCUUCUACUGCUAAACAAGAGGGGGAGGGUCAAGGGGAGGGCAAGUUCGGUAAGACGUCGUGUGUAGUUGUGCUCAAGAAUAUGCUGGAUAAUAUGGAGGAUUUGGAGGCGGAAAUUGAGGCAGGACUGGGGCAGGAGAUUGGCGAGGAGUGUGGCGAGCGGUAUGGGCGGGUUGAGAGGGUUUGUGUGGAUGUGAUCGGGAGGAGGGUGUUCAUCAAGUUUGUGGAGGCUGUGAGUGCGUUGAGGGCUGUAAAUGCUCUUGAGGGGAGGGUAUUUAAUGGGAACUCGAUUGUUGCGAGAUUUUAUGAUGAGGAGAAGUUUGAGGCGGGGGAUUAUGAUGGGUAG
Messenger RNA from Thermochaetoides thermophila DSM 1495, 4458 nucleotides. Its product is annotated as putative mRNA splicing factor. Gene Ontology annotation, molecular function: ATP binding; RNA binding. The record is from RefSeq and is a predicted model, not a curated record. Lineage: Eukaryota; Fungi; Ascomycota; Sordariomycetes; Sordariales; Chaetomiaceae. Gene Ontology annotation, cellular component: intracellular anatomical structure; catalytic step 2 spliceosome. Bases 1 to 4458 code for a protein of 1485 amino acids. The transcript is spliced from 5 exons.